Melampsora larici-populina 98AG31 is the source of this 977-nucleotide messenger RNA. RefSeq lists its product as uncharacterized. The transcript is spliced from 3 exons. The record is from RefSeq and is a predicted model, not a curated record. The coding region runs from base 21 to 629 and encodes 202 amino acids. NCBI's taxonomy places the organism in Eukaryota, Fungi, Basidiomycota, Pucciniomycetes, Pucciniales, Melampsoraceae.
CAAGGACUCAGGACGAGCCGAUGGCCGAAGGAUCGAACCAAAGGCAGGUCCCUCAGGACAAAGGGAAGGGUCCCGAGGUAGUAGCAAGAGCUCCACAGGAGCCUCGCAACCUGACGCUGGAGGAGCUGUCCAGGGAAGCGAAGUACCAGGAAGUCUGGCAGAAGCUCAAGCUGGCCUAUCUCGAAUGGGAAGUAGGCCGAGCGAUGGACGACUCGGAUCCGACCAAGCUCAGGCUAUGCAAGGAAUCCGUCUUCCGAUCCAGGAAGAACUGGCAAGUUCUGACCAGGGAGUAUUAUCUGGACGACAAGAAGAUCAUGGAUUGGCUUCGACCCUCCUUCAAGAACGGGACAGUGAACUGGAACCCGAACGAUCUCUCCAUCAAGGGCUUCUUUCUGAGAAGCGAGGAGAAUCAAGCUCCAGCGGCUACCUCUCGGCCUCAAGCGACCACGGAGGACCGACCCCAAAAGCGCUCCAAGCAUUUCCACAACGACAAUCGUCACCGAUCGGAUCGCGAAGACGCGAGAGCUUAUGUGAGAGCUCAGGUAAUGAUGGGUCAAACCCUCCUCCAAGAGGAGGGUUCCAACAGCUCCAAUCGACGCCGAGGCAAGUACAAUCGUCGAAACAAGUGAAAAAAGAAAAUAUGAAAUGGCUAAGAACUUCAAACAAGUUCAUCACAGAUUCAAUGAAUUGGAUAAGGUAGAUAGGAUUUUUGAGGAUCAUUUUUUAACUAGUAGCUCAAAUAUGGAGCAAAUUUUUAAUAAGGUUGAUGUAGUUUCUCAAUUAAGUAGAAAAUAUAUUCAAAAUAUUUAUGAAGUAGUUGACAGAAUAGAUCAAAAGAUUUUCAGUGAGGGCUCUCCCUUUAUCUCUGCGUUAGAUUCUUUCAAAAAAUUUUUAAAUGAAAAUAAAAAAUUAUCUGUUUCCACUUCUUUUUCUAAAUUGUCUCCAAUGUCAAAUGAAAAAUUUUCUUCUACUGUCCC